AUGGAAGAUGAAUUGGAGUCUACUAGAGUCAACAAAGUUUGGGAACUAGUUGACCUUCCUGAAAGAAGGAAAGAAAUUGGGAGCAAAUGGGUUUUCCAAAUUAAGCUCAAGGCUGAUGGCACAGUUGAGAGAUAUAAGGCUCGACUGGUGGCGAAAGGGUAUACACAGCAGAAAGGAAUAGACUAUGAAGAGACAUUCUCGCCUGCCGUACGAUUUACCUAUGUUCGCCUAGUUCUAGCUAUUGUUGCAAGAUUGAAUCUUGAAUUACAUCAGAUGGAUGUAAAGCCUUUCUCAAUGGAGUAUUACAUGAAGAAAUUUAUAGGAACAACCUGA
This is a messenger RNA of Nicotiana tabacum (common tobacco), 333 nucleotides long. Its product is annotated as putative mitochondrial protein AtMg00820. Lineage: Eukaryota; Viridiplantae; Streptophyta; Magnoliopsida; Solanales; Solanaceae. The record is from RefSeq and is a predicted model, not a curated record.